AUGUCGACUAGAGGACCCGAGCGCUGGGACCGUGAUCGCUUCGAUUAUGAGCAGGAUCGCCCUCGCUACGACGACGACGACAGGCACUACAUGAGGGGUGGAGGACGUCCCAGGGACGACUAUUACGAUGACCGUUAUGAGCGCCGAAACCCUAGGUCUUAUGACGACGACAUUGUUCGUGAGCGCCGGUAUUACGAGGAUGAGCCUCGACAUGUCCCUCGCCGCGAAUACGCCCCGGAGUAUGAGCGCAGAGCUCCUCCCGUCAUGGAGAGGGAGCGGGAGUAUCGACGAGAUCGCUCGCCGCAACGCCCUGCCUUCCUCCGCCGCCAGUCGUCUCUAGAUACGUAUGAUCGUCGACCCAUGCGCAAAUUCUACGACCAACGCGAGGAGUACCCACCACCUGCGCGUCGUGAAGACGUCGCCCCGCGAGAUCCACGGGACGAGUACCGCGCGCCACCUUACACCGAUAUACCCCUCCCAAAGACCAAGACAAAGGCUCUCCCACCUCCCAGGCGGUAUGACGACCCAUACUACGACGAUAUCAAGGUUGCUGAGCCAGACUACUAUGGCGAUGAGCACUACCGCCCUUACCCUGACCGCGUGCGUGAGCGGGAGUACGUCCGCCGCGACAGGCGAGAUACAUCCCCGGCCACAACCCGGUCUACACGCACACGUACUCGCCGCAGCAGCUCUCCCACGUCAACUACCACUUCGAGAUCAUCCAGCAGCAGCGGUGGCACCACUAUCAAGAGUGAAUACCCCAAGAAGGGCAAGACAAGAAUCCCCGCGCGUCUCGUGUCCAAGCGCGCUCUCAUCGACAUUGGCUAUCCCUUCACUGAAGAGGGCAACACCCUCAUCGUGCAAAAGGCUCUUGGUCAGGACAACAUUGAUGAGCUGCUCAAGUUAAGCGAAGAGUACAAGAAGAGUGAAAUGGAAGUGGCGGCAGCCCGCUCAUCCGCUGGAAACCUCGUUGAAGAUCGUAGAGACGAUCCUAUCUUCGUACCACCUCCCACUCCAGCCGCGCCCGCUCCCGCUCCCGCACCGCCACCUCCAGCGCCUGCGACGGUCGUUCCCCCGACACCUGCACCCGCGCCGGCCCCUGAGCCUGUGGUUGUUGCGGCACCUCCUCCGCCGACGCCGGCGCCAGCUCCGGUCGCAAACCCAGCCCCGGCUCCUGUGAUUGUCGACGCUGGGCCUCCGCCAGCCCGCGACUACUCUCCCUCUCGCACAUCCACUACCUCGAGCUGGGACUCCUAUCACCACCAUCACCAUCAUGAGGCCUCGGCUCCCAUGCCUGUGGGGCCCCUUGCCCUCGCGGAGCGCUCUCGUUCUCGCUCGCGCUCUCGCGGAGGCCGGGAGAUCCGCUCCGAAAUCCGAGCUCUGGAACGCGAGCUCGCCCAUCGCCCCAAGCACAGCACUGGUCCCGUCGGGGGCCGCGAGCUCGUACGCGCUGAGCGCUUGCCCAACGGGGAACUGGUGCUCUACGAGGAGCAGGUCGAAAAGGUCAUCCACCAUUCGAAGCCACCGCGCAUCGAAAAGGACAAGAAGGGUCGGUUAAGUCUCAGCGUCCCCAAGCGGUCAUGA
Messenger RNA from Emericellopsis cladophorae, 1584 nucleotides. RefSeq lists its product as uncharacterized. The transcript is spliced from 2 exons. The record is from RefSeq and is a predicted model, not a curated record. Bases 1 to 1584 code for a protein of 527 amino acids. Lineage: Eukaryota; Fungi; Ascomycota; Sordariomycetes; Hypocreales; Bionectriaceae.